AUGUUGUUUCGCAUUAAGCAUUUGGUGUACCUCGCUUCGCUUAUUGCGUGCUUCGGUUGGUCCUCGGCACAAAUAUCAAAUUUCCAAUGUCGCCAAACGACACGUCUUAAGCGGAUUGUUAUACACAGCCCUACACAACCAUUUUCCUCAUCCACAUGCCAAUACACGAUCCGACGUCAGAGCACUCAUGUUUGCCAAUUACUCGUACGUUUUCAGCAAUUCGAGUUGCAACAGCCGACCACCAACUCCGUUACGAAUACUUUAACUUGCAUCGACUCCUUCACAGCCGGACGGUUUACACUGUGUGGUGAUAAUAGCGGACAACACAUUUAUAUACCAUUUGAGGGAGACUCGGCGGUUCUAAACUUCAAUUUACCCUCGCGUUCGGCGCAAGCGAAUUGGCAUUUGAUUGUCGAACAACUCGAGUGUCCACCGGCACCGAGUUAUGUAGCUGACGGCUUACCACCGCUCAUUGGUGGCAUGAUCAAAGAUCUACUAGACUUGCGUAAUGUUUUCUCGAGGUUCAUCAGUGAUAUGGAUUUACUGGCGCCAGCUGGUUGUGAUCAAUAUUAUACUGAACCAUCGGGCAUAAUAAAAAGUUUCAAUUAUCGUGAUGGCAUCAAUACAUACUAUAUGACUAAUAUGAAGUAUACGAUUUGUAUUAAACAAACGAUGACGGCAAAUGCGAUCGAAUACACCGUCAACAAGUUUUCAUUGUCUUCCGAGUUGCCGUCCGAAUUUUACAACGAGGCUUGCCAUCCUUUCAUAUUCACCGAGGGGCGCCAGAGCGAUUAUCUUAUGAUACCCAAUUCGCACUUCGCCGACAAUGCUGCUGUUCAGCCGACGUACUUUUGUGGUCAAGGCCUUACAGCGGGUCAAGUUGUCAUCGGUUCCAGACCAUUUAUAAUGCAUUUCUCCAGCGAUGAGCAAUGGCAUUCGGAGGAAACAGGCUUCAGCAUUGAAUACCGCACUAAGGCGGCCGCUUAA
Bactrocera tryoni is the source of this 987-nucleotide messenger RNA. RefSeq lists its product as uncharacterized. The record is from RefSeq and is a predicted model, not a curated record. NCBI's taxonomy places the organism in Eukaryota, Metazoa, Arthropoda, Insecta, Diptera, Tephritidae. Bases 1 to 987 code for a protein of 328 amino acids. The transcript has 4 exons.